Messenger RNA from Kockovaella imperatae, 3477 nucleotides. Its product is annotated as ras guanine nucleotide exchange factor domain-containing protein. Gene Ontology annotation, cellular component: plasma membrane. The transcript is spliced from 6 exons. Gene Ontology annotation, biological process: Ras protein signal transduction; positive regulation of GTPase activity. NCBI's taxonomy places the organism in Eukaryota, Fungi, Basidiomycota, Tremellomycetes, Tremellales, Cuniculitremaceae. The record is from RefSeq and is a predicted model, not a curated record. Bases 1 to 3477 code for a protein of 1158 amino acids. Gene Ontology annotation, molecular function: guanyl-nucleotide exchange factor activity; protein binding.
AUGGAAGUCUCGCAUCGACCCAACGCAAGUGCAUCCUCCUCAUCCUCAUCACGCCAUCAACCAACACCUUCUACCUCAUCCUCACGUGGACUUGUCCCGUUGACCCCGCCUGCUUCACCUUUAACGCAUGUUCAGGCGAUUCACGAUUUUGAUCCAGCGCUCUUGGCUUCGACCUCGGCAGCAGGGAGCAACAUUUACCUCUCUUUUAAAGCUGGAGAAAUCAUUCGUGUCCAUGUACAGGACGACAGUGGUUGGUGGGAUGGAGAGGUUACGGGAGAGAAGACGAAUGGAUUGAGACGAGGAUGGUUUCCGAGCAAUUACGUCAAGACGAUCAUGGGGCGACCAUCCUCUACGCGCAACGAUUCUAUCUCUACCACCCACACUCGCACGGCAUCGGCGACCUCUCAUCGAUCACGCGCCUCGACAUCGACACUCCCUGAGAAUUUACAACAGCUUCUCAAGCCUGUGGUAGAGGCCCUGUCACUGUUGGAAUCAGCCAUACAGUCGAAUCACAAAUCGCAUAUUCAACCGUCCACAGCAUGCGUCAUUUCCUCCAUACGCUCGGCCUUGCAGCAAUCAGAUUGUCUGAGCAAGGAGUCCGCGACAUUGACAAAGUGGCCGAUACUGGGCAAGGAACGUAAGAUUGUACUCGUCGAAUUAUCGAGGCUCGUCGCAUGCGCCAGGACAGCAAGUGGAGCCGAAGGCGAGACGGAAAACCCAGAAGCAGAUAUGGAGGCCCUGGCGAAAUCCGCGAGGGGGGUCUUUGGAUCUGUCAAACGUCUACUUCACAUGGCCAACGAGUGCGGUGUUCAGCCGAGCUCUGUGCCGAUGCGGGAGACGGCCUCUGCGCCUGGAGACUCGAGAUCCCUUAGGGCAGCCAGCAUGGGGGAUCUGAGAGGCACACGCAAAGUAUCGAGUCCGCCACCACCCAUGCCAUCUAUCCGUGCUGCCUCAGCGCUCGGUCGUGCAAGAUCUCCUUCCAUUGCUACGCCAGUCUCGGCGACUUUUACCUCGUCUUCAGGUCGAUCGACACCCGUAUCAGAACGAUCCAGACACCACGGCAGUAUGGAUAGCAGCUCGACUAGCCAUUCGUCAGAAUCGAUUGAAACGACACCUGUCCCACCGAGUGGGACGUUUGCCGAGCCUCAAAGUGCUGCCGAUGUGCAGAUUGCCAUUGGAGCUGCUGAAGACGCCUUGCUGUCCAUCAUUGCCGCCUUUAUCGGUCAUAUCCAUUCUCACCACAUCAGUUCACACCCGUCAAGCCAUGCCAAUCUCAUCGAGAUGACCCGAGAGACGAUCGAUGCUGUGCGGUCUGUCCUGACGAUCGUCGAGGCGGUCGGAAGGCAUCCUUCUGUGCGAGAGACUCGCUCGCGCGAGAUUGAUCAACUUCGCAUAGCCAAAGACAAUCUCUACGAAGUCGCUUCGAGGCUCGUCGAGGGAGCCGAGGUGGUGGCAAACGCAGAGACCGCUGAAGAAAACUACGAUCAAGUCAAGGCCAGACUUCUUCAGACAGCGACUGGGACAUUGCGUGCUGGCACAGAAUGCGUGCGGCUCGUCAGACAGUGUGUCGUCGAGGAUGUCCUCACGCCUCGUCCACCCUCGACCAACGCGGCAUCCCGCCUCGUACCUGAUUCGAGUCUUGUCCUUCGCGACAAGGUGGUUGGUGAGCGUGGAAUGCACACCCUCUCUGCGUUACAUCGAAAAGCCAGUUCGUUGGGUCAACUGAAGAAACGAUACGGGGCCAGUCAACCUGAAGAAGUCGUAGAAGAGGAUGAGGAUCUCACCAUGGUAACUGUCAGACCUGAUCUUUUACGGACUCAAUCUGAAGAUUCGGUCAAGGCCCGCAGUCGAUCUUCGAGCUUGUCAUCCCCGGCACCGCCUCGCAUGUCGCACCGCUCACCGUCUCGCUCGGCCGACCUCGACAAAUUCACCAGCGACUUCACCUUGCCCGGUCGUUUACCUCACGCUAGUACGUUGAGCGUUCCCGCUACCCCCCUGGCCUUGGCCGACUCACCGGCCCUUGGAUUCAUCCGAGAUGACUCUGGUAUCGUUGAUUCACUCGACACGGACGCCACGCCCGGCAGGCGGCCAUCCAUGGCCCCCCGAGCUGUGACUGCGCCUUUGCCCUCUGCCAGUACUGAUGUGCGAUUCUGGGUGGUCGCGCACGAUUAUGACCCAAAGGAGAUCUGCUUCAAUUCCGAGGGCAAUAUCAUUGGGGCCAGCUUGGCGGUCCUUGUGGAGAAGAUGACUCCGCAUGAUGUACCGCCAGAGCAUACCUUUUGGCAGACGUUCUUUUACACAUUUCGGCUGUUCACCACACCCGACACAUUGCUCCAAGCUCUCAUUGACCGGUACGAUCCGCCGCCGCCGCCUCACGUCUCUUUUGGUGAUCGCGAACGGGCCAUAUGGAUCGAGCGCAAGGUAGUGCCUGUGCGACUCCGAGUGUACAAUGUGCUCAGAGCUUGGCUGGAGACACAUUGGAAACCAGUUGAUGAUCCGAUAUUGGAUGACCUUUCCGGCUUUUCCAAUGUCAUUGCGCGGACUCUGCCAGCCAUGGCUCCGAGGUUGCAGACUUUGAUACGGAGACGCAUGUCUGGACCUCUUUCUGCGAUUUCAGAGCCUGGUCGGGAAUUCAUCGGUCUGCCUCCAACGCCGAUCAUUUCUAAAUCCCUCAAUGCCAUGCUGCUCAAGCACCCGUCCUCGGCUGUCGUCCCCAUCAUCGAAUUUGACACACUCGAAUUGGCACGUCAGUUGACCUUGUUCGAGUCCAAGCUGUUCUGCCGAGUGUCACCUGAGGAUUUGCUGCAAACUGGCAAGAAGACGAUCCCAGAGCUCCGCGCGUUAUCGACUGUCAGUAAUCAGAUCACUGGCUGGGUAGCGGACAAUGUGCUCAACGAGCUGGACACGAAGCGCCGUGCGGGAUUGUUGAAAUUUUACAUCAAACUGGCUGACAAAUGCCUACUGUUGAACAACUUUUCUACCCUGUUCGCCUUGCUCGCCGGCUUAAACAGCAGCAUAGUGACGCGGCUGAAGAAAACCUGGGACGCGCUUCCCGGGAAAUACCGGCUCGUCCUUGAUCGGCUUCAAAGCGUGAUUGAUCAUUCAAGAAAUCACGCCACAUAUCGAGCGCGCUUGCGGGAAGUUGACGGUUCUUGUUUGCCUUUCCUUGGCCUCAUUCUUACCGAUAUCACUUUCACAUCCGAUGGAAAUCCUGAUUUUCGUCCGUCUGUCCUCGCACCAGAUACCAAAUUGAUCAAUCAAGACAAAUACACCAAGCUAGGCAAGAUUGCCAUUGAUUUCGCAAAGUAUCAGCAGCCGUUCAACUUUCACGAGCUUGAACAAGUUCAAACGUUCCUUCGGCGCGCACUGACUGAACGAGGCAGUCAAUCGCUAGAUGCGUUGUAUAGAAAGAGCUGUGAGUAUGGGCUUCUGAGCGUAUCUGACGUCAGUGAUGCUCGAGCCUCGCAAGGGAGCUGA